AUUUAUUUGAGAAUUUUCUUUUCAUAAAUUGCGCAUAAUAAAAGUGUUAUUUUUAUUUAAAGUGGAGAGUAUGUGCAGUAUGUAUUUAUGGAUCUUUAUAACUUUCACAUAAUGACGAUACAUUCAGUGCAGACUUUUUUCGGGGAGGGCCUAUUUGCAACGACUUGAUUAUUUUUAUCGCAGUUUUCAGAAUUUGUACGUUGUGAUUAAUGAGUGAUUAUUAUUACAGGACAAUUACGGGACGAUUACAGGACGGUAAUCUUCCUUUAAUAUAAUAAUCGUAAUUGUUUAAAUUGUUUAUCAGAUGAUCUAUAGUGGGUAGCACGAUUUUGGAAAGCGCAAUCAGAUAUUCUUGGCUUGUUCGAUUAUUUUCGGGAAUAUGAGAUAUUUUAUAUAAAAGUAGUAUUAUCUCGUUCUUUUUUUUUAUUUUUGUAUAAUUUUAAUUUUAAAAACGAUUUUAUAAAAUGAAUAUCUUAUUUAUUGUUUUUUUGAUUCUCGUGACAUUCGUAUCGUCAACUCCAAUAAGGCGUCAAGAUGCGCUCAGUGGUUUUAGACCAUGUCAAGGCGAUUUCCCAAAUGAAAUUACCUUAUUUAGUUUUACUCCCAAUCCACUUGUCGGAGGUCAAGAAUUUACUGUUCGUAUCGGUGGUAAAGCAACUAUAACUAUUGAAAGCAGUACAUUGUAUAGGCUUACAGUGAAUAAAGAAGUAAUCUAUGAAACGAGUUUUUGCAAAGAAUUUGUCAUAUCUAGUGGGUUCACUUGUCCAGUAAACGAUAAUUUUGAUUUUACCGCAAAACCUCAUCCUAUUUCUAAACAUACUCAAGUUGAAUAUGAUGUAAAGAUAACGAUUACAAAUCCGGAUGGUAAAGAUUUAUCAUGUAUUGAAGGAAAAGUCAGCAUAACUCAUCCUUAAUAUCAUUAUAAGUUAUAUUGUUUACAGUAUAUAUUGAUGUAAUAUUUGAUAUCAAAAUAAACUUAUUAAAUUUAUUAUCAUCAAAAAGUUUUAUAUGUUUGAAGUUUUCGUACGCCAACUCUCAAUCUUUUAUUAGAAAUAAA
This is a messenger RNA of Rhizophagus irregularis DAOM 181602=DAOM 197198, 1057 nucleotides long. RefSeq lists its product as uncharacterized. Gene Ontology annotation, biological process: sterol transport. The record is from RefSeq and is a predicted model, not a curated record. Lineage: Eukaryota; Fungi; Glomeromycota; Glomeromycetes; Glomerales; Glomeraceae. Gene Ontology annotation, molecular function: sterol binding.